UGUCAUCUGUGCUGCGAACCGCGAACUGAUAACGUCUGACCGUUGUGAUUACAUCAUCGAUAGCUGGCGUCCAUUGAGCAGUUAAAAGAAAAGCGACAAUAGUUGACGCAGAUUACGCAGACGUGUACACGCAGGCAGGAAAGUACAGAGCCAACGAUAUAGGAACGCUUGGAAAUACUCACGGAUAAAAGAUACUACGAGAAGGAGUUUGCUUUGGCCAUUUAGAGGUGAAUUUUUGGAUAGGAGACGACAAGGAGAUCCGAAAAUUCAUAAUCUACCCUUGGUGACACGAGCGAACGGGAUUUUAACUUUUAAAGAUAAACGGUCACAUUAUCACAGCGCUGAAGCACCCCUGACCAUUGCCAAAGGAUGGACGUCACCUUAAGAAAGCUCUAUUUGGGACUGUUAUUGAUCUUAGAAGCCAUUAACAGUGGUUGUGCUCAAGGAAACCACGAAAAGGAUUACGAACACAUGUUGAUGCGAGACCUUUUCAGAGACUACAACAAGGACUCCCGCCCUGUAUUCAACAAAAGCACAGCAGUGGAUGUGGAGUUAGACGUGGCUUUUAGCCAGCUUGUCGAGUUGGACGGCAAGGAUCAAAUAUUAUCAAGCAAGAUAUGGAUUCGCCAGAAAUGGAAUAAUCCUUUCCUUGCAUGGAAGCCAGACAAAUACAAUAACAUUAGUGUUAUCAACGUAGAUCCAAAGUUGGUUUGGAAGCCAGAUCUCGUCUUAUACAACAACAUUGGUAUUGGCCAGACGGGAGCGAUAUACAACUUUGACACAAAAGUGGUCAUAUACAGCGACGGAACUCACUAUUGGUAUGCCCCAACUGAGAUCAAAAGCAUCUGUAAAAUCGACAUCACCUACUUUCCAUUUGACGAGCAAAUAUGUCCACUCACCUUUGGUUCCUGGACCUACACAGGAGUUCAUUUGAAUCUGACGAAUAAAGCGCCAACAGCAGAUCUGAGCAAGUACACGAUCAGCGGCGAAUGGGAAUUAGUCGCCAUGCCAUCAAAACGCAACGUUGUUAAGUACAGUUGCUGCCCAGACCCCUAUAUUGACGUUACGUACAAGGUUCACGUUCGUCGCAAGGUGCUCUUCUACCUGACUAAUCUGAUCUUACCUUGUGUUGUACUUGCAGUGCUAACAGUGUUUUCGUUUAGCCUGCCACCCGAGUCAGGCGAGAGGAUUUCUCUUGUCAUAACUAUUCUACUGGGUCUAACAGUGUUCAUGUUGGUGUUCACAGAGAACGUUCCCCGCACUUCAGAGGUGAUUCCGCUGAUUGUGAAGUUCGCAUUCACAGUCAUGUGCGAGGUUUCAUUCGCCCUGCUAAUCACGUGUUUCAUCGUUAGGAUUUACCACAAAGAUCCUGGCAAACCCAUGCCGGCAUUCUAUCGUUAUAUCACGUACAAGUUGCUAGCACCAGUCCUCAGAAUGCAGCCUGUUCCGGCAGGGCAUCAUGAUAGACGACACUGCAAGGAGCAUCUCGAGAGGACGAAACACAGCCACUUUCGUCACCGCAAACCUCGUGCAUACAUCAGCAAACUGUUCGGCAACUACCCCAAAGAGACCAGCUGUCGAUUGGAGUUAGAUAAGCAAGGGGACGACAUCACUGACGUAAGCUCGGGGACUUCGAGGCAGUCAGACCCAAUGAAAUGUCCUUCGUUAGAUAAACUAGAAGACAUAACAUUUGGUUUGCACGCCAUCAUCGAUCACUUAAAAGACAUUAAGGCCAACGAGUUUAACAAGAAUGACUGGCAUUUCGCAGCAAGAGUGCUGGACACUUUCUUCUUUUGGCUCUUAUUAAUAGCAUUUGUAAUAUCGACAACUUUGUUUUACUUCUCAAUUCCAUGAUUCUAGUGCUUCGAUGCUGGUAAUUGAACGUAGUUAGCAAACCACAGUAAAUGGUUGUAAACGGAUCCAUAUAUGAUUGCGAGCUUCGUAGGGUUCAGUUGAUUUGAAUAAGUCAGAGUGGUGGAUUGAUCUUCAAGAAUAGGUACUGAUAUCAGUAAGAACGUGAAUAGCCUAUAGCCUCAAAGAAAGGGCACUAUUGGCAGCGUGGGAAAGUCUGUACACUUUUCCACGUACAAGAUCAAAAUAUCACCUCUCAGUACCAUGUGCCAUGACUUUUUCACUCUAAGAAGUUGGCGCUGAAAGCUUUUGGCGUUAAAACCGUUAUCACCUUUCCACCUGAAAAUGUUGUGAUAUUUCAAAUAGAAAGUCCUCUCUGGUCACUCCUGGCAGUGAAAGUCUUUAAAGGAGCAAUGUUGCUAUAUUUUGACCUAUUUCGUGGCGUUGUGCAAAACUGCUUUUUUUUUCAAGGUAAUUACAGAAAGGUAUAACAAAAAUUGAAGAAAUAAAGUUCCAACGGGGCACAAGAAUGGCAAAGAUUAAAACAGAUUGCUCAGAACAAAAUUGAAAAAUUUAGGCGAAACACAAAAUGUGAUUUCGCUCCCUUGAUAAAACGAGGAAGAGUUAAUAAUUGAGUGGCAUCUUUAGAAGCCAUGUGCAGCCUCAUAAACACGACUUAGGCUAAACCUUCAAAUUUACAACUAGUAGGACAAUGUAGAUAAGGUACAUUGUAAUUGAGCGCUUAAUGUUGAAAGGCUUAGUAUAGUAUAUAGAAACUAAUAAUUUGUAACACUUUCCAAGUUGGUGCCAAGGUCAUAAUUAGAGAAUAGCAUUUAAAAAAUGUUUAUCAGAGACUUUUUAAUGCUUGCGAAACAGAAAAAUACGUUGUAGAAGGUUGUAGAUAGCAUAUUGAACACAUAAGAGCACUUUUCGGUUGAGUUUCCUUGAAUCCCAGCGAAAACAGUCUCAACAACCGAUCAGAAUUUGGGAAAAAAUCAUAAGGAUAAGGAACCAAUAAGAACUAAACUUGAAAACAAGGAAACUGCCUGAAGCGCGGGAAAAGGCGAGUGACCAAGUCGCGCUUGGUUUUAGUUUUGUUUCUACUUGGUAGGUGGCGUUCCUUUUCUGGACCAACAACAGGGCUGAGUAAACCAAAACCAAUGCACUCUCGCUGAUUACUUUUAACUCACAACUGAAAAUUGCUCUAUACGUGCGAAAUGCAUAGAAAUUAUUCGCGGUUCCUUUACAAAGGAUAUGUAGCUACGCCAAAAAAACUACUGGUCAGUUCAAACUGACCAUUAAACAUGUAAACCAUAUAAAAAUUUUUUUAAUCUUUUGAAAAUGAUCACAAUCGCACAUAGUUCGGUGUAUUUUUUGUGUUGUAAUUUUUUUAGUAAUUGAGUUGUUAAAAAUAUUUUGUCGCUCUAAAAUACUUGUUCGGAAGGGGUGGCGUAUGCUUACCAUGUAAAUGGACUUGAAAAGAAUUAAAAAAU
Messenger RNA from Pocillopora verrucosa, 3344 nucleotides. Its product is annotated as neuronal acetylcholine receptor subunit alpha-10. Gene Ontology annotation, biological process: regulation of membrane potential; monoatomic ion transmembrane transport; signal transduction. NCBI's taxonomy places the organism in Eukaryota, Metazoa, Cnidaria, Anthozoa, Scleractinia, Pocilloporidae. Gene Ontology annotation, molecular function: transmembrane signaling receptor activity; acetylcholine-gated monoatomic cation-selective channel activity. Gene Ontology annotation, cellular component: plasma membrane; neuron projection; synapse. The record is from RefSeq and is a predicted model, not a curated record.